UGCUGUAGAGUGUGUCUCGAGUUUACAAAAUCGUUAGGAAAAUGCCUCCUAAAGCGAGUGGAAAGGCUGUGAAGAAAGCUGGCAAAGCACAGAAAAACAUCAGCAAGACCGAUAAGAAGAAAAAGAGGAGGAGGAAAGAAAGCUAUGCAAUCUACAUUUACAAAGUGCUGAAGCAAGUCCAUCCUGACACUGGUAUUUCCAGCAAGGCGAUGAGCAUCAUGAACAGUUUUGUGAAUGAUGUCUUUGAGCGGAUUGCUGCUGAAGCCUCACGCUUAGCUCAUUACAACAAGAGAUCGACCAUCACAUCUCGGGAAAUCCAAACGGCCGUCAGACUUUUGUUGCCUGGUGAAUUAGCGAAGCAUGCUGUUUCUGAAGGCACCAAAGCUGUUACCAAGUACACCAGUUCGAAGUAAAUGGUGCAGCAUACUCUAAUCGGCCCUUUUAAGG
Osmia bicornis bicornis is the source of this 447-nucleotide messenger RNA. RefSeq names its product histone H2B. The transcript has a single exon. Gene Ontology annotation, molecular function: DNA binding; structural constituent of chromatin; protein heterodimerization activity. The record is from RefSeq and is a predicted model, not a curated record. The coding region runs from base 42 to 413 and encodes 123 amino acids. Gene Ontology annotation, cellular component: nucleosome. Lineage: Eukaryota; Metazoa; Arthropoda; Insecta; Hymenoptera; Megachilidae.